UUUAGAAAGUGCUAGUGCUUUUUUACUUCGCUUGUCUAUUUCACCUACACUUUUCACUGCUCCCACCUACCCUUUCCUACACAUUACCACAUCCCGCACGGCCCUGUUGUCAUUAGGCCCAUACCUUCGAUUUUCUAAAAUGCUUCGUCACGUGACUAAGCACGAAUACCCACCAGAUGGUGGUACUUAUUAUUUAAGACAAAAUAAAAUGGCAGUGAAAAAAGAA
Molecule: messenger RNA, 226 nt
Organism: Racocetra persica
Lineage: Eukaryota; Fungi; Glomeromycota; Glomeromycetes; Diversisporales; Gigasporaceae
Source: the annotation of a GenBank genome assembly